Messenger RNA from Malaclemys terrapin pileata, 4358 nucleotides. RefSeq names its product ST6 N-acetylgalactosaminide alpha-2,6-sialyltransferase 5 (gene ST6GALNAC5). Lineage: Eukaryota; Metazoa; Chordata; Testudines; Emydidae. Gene Ontology annotation, molecular function: alpha-N-acetylgalactosaminide alpha-2,6-sialyltransferase activity. The transcript is spliced from 5 exons. The coding region runs from base 349 to 1347 and encodes 332 amino acids. Gene Ontology annotation, biological process: ganglioside biosynthetic process; oligosaccharide metabolic process. The record is from RefSeq and is a predicted model, not a curated record.
GACCUAACUUAUGUCUUCCUUUAACUUCUACUUAUCCUGAAAUUGCCUCUGUGUUGGAGACGAGGAAGGAUCCGGAGUAGUUUAGGACCCAGCAGACAGUGGCAGGUGGCAGUUGUGUAGAUCACUGAGAGACUAAGAGGGUCCAGUCCAGUUUUAAUUCUGUCUCUAAUCUCUGCCACAGCAGUGCUUUCCCCAACAGCCCCAGCUCGGGCUCGGGCGUCUCUCUCUCUCUCUCCAGCCUGAUCCACAGCAAAAACAUGUCACUGGCUUCCUCACAAUGGAAACCCUAGAGGGAAAAGUGGCCCCAGAUGCGCAAGCCUGAGGAUUCGGUACAAAGAGGUGCACAACAUGAAGACCCUGAUGCGCCAUGGGCUGGCGGUGUGUUUAGUGCUCACCACCAUGUGCACCAGCUUGUUGCUCAUGUACAGCAGCAUCGGCGGCGGGGGCCCGAAAGAGCCGAGCCAGCAGCAGCAGCAGGUGGCGGUGGCGGCCAGUGGGAAGCCGGAGACCGAGCCGCUGGGCAGCAGCCAGCAGCGCCGGAGGCUCCCUGUGGGGGCUGGGCUCCUAGAGGGCUACAUCAGUGUCCUGGACCACAAGCCUUUGAAAAUGCACUGCAAGAGUUGUGCACUGGUAACCAGUUCUGGACACCUUUUGGGAAGCAAACAAGGCAACAGAAUCGACCAGACUGAGUGUGUAAUACGAAUGAACGAUGCACCCACUCGAGGUUAUGGAAAAGAUGUUGGAAACAAAACUAGCCUUCGAGUCAUUGCACAUUCUAGUAUCCAGAGAAUUUUGCGAAACCGCAAUGAACUGUUAAAUAUGAGUCAAGGUACUGUGUUUAUCUUCUGGGGUCCCAGCAGCUAUAUGAGAAGAGAUGGAAAAGGUUUGGUUUAUAAUAAUCUGCAAUUGAUGAAUCAGAUACUACCUCAAUUAAAAGUAUAUAUGGUUUCUCGGCACAAGAUGCUUCAAUUUGACGACCUCUUCAAACGGGAAACUGGCAAAGACAGGAAGAUAUCCAACACUUGGCUUAGCACAGGAUGGUUCACAAUGACUAUCGCAUUAGAACUCUGUGACAGGAUAAAUGUUUAUGGCAUGGUGCCACCAGAUUUCUGCAGGGAUCCUAAUCAGUCUUCAGUACCUUAUCAUUAUUAUGAACCUUUGGGACCUGAUGAAUGUACAAUGUACAUUUCACACGAGCGGGGACGAAAGGGCAGCCAUCAUCGUUUUAUCACAGAGAAACGAGUGUUUGAGAACUGGGCACGGACAUUCAAUAUUCACUUUUUUCAACCAGACUGGAAACCAGAAUCACUUACGAUAAAUCACCUGGAGAUUAAACCCGUGUUCUGAGGAAUGAAUGCACAAGACUGCAAUCACAAUCACCUACUGUAUCAGGCUUCAGGGUAUUGAACCUCGCAGAAGAACAAGGCAAUCUAAAAAAGCAAGGUUAACAGGAUUUGUGGGUGGAAACCACUACAAUAUUCAGGAAGUUCUUGCGAAGGAAUACAUAAAAGGACAUUUUGUAUCCAAUUGUAUUAUAAUCCAAUAAUUAACAUUGUCCAGCCAGCUCACCUCCUGUCUAAGUAUGUGAUCUGUAAAAAGCAACUUGACUAUCAUUAAUGGGAUGUUUAAUUCAUUAGUUUUUUAAAGCACGUUGCCACUGAAUUUUCAUAGUGAAAACUUAAAAUACUUAUUUAAUGGAGGUUUUUAUGCAGGCUAGGUCAGUAUUUUUCUAAUUCACAAUUAUGGGAUUAUCUUUCAUAAGCCUUCAAAUCCCAAAUAUAUUGCUGGUCGUAUAGAAAGGCCUAACUUCUUGUUUAUAAGUUUUCCCUUUGAAAAAUAUGAUUCUAUUGAGCAUGUAAUUAAUAUUUGAUCUGGAAAUGUUGUAUUUCUUUUUAAAUGGCUGGGCUCCACUCCAAGGUAGAGUCUUUAACGGCAAGAAAAUUCCCAUGUGAAGAUCGUGUGUGAGAUGCUACAGUCUGACAUUUUACAUUAAUAUGAAAAUGGCAAAGAAAAUUCCUUUUGAUGUAAAUGUGCACUUGCAGCUAUGAUGUCAGGCUGCUCUUUCUUAAUGGAGAUGGGGUAGAGGGCAGGGCAAGGUUUACUAGAUUUUAUCCUGCGAUAUCACCACCAUCUGUGGCACUGUGUGUAUAAUUAAGACUGAGAAAUGAGAGGGGCCACUUCAGGAGGUCAGAGGACGCUCACUAACUCCAUUAUUCUGUUUGGCCUUUUAUACUUCCCACUAACUCUGUAAUCCUCCCAUUUCCAGCUGCAAUCUGCAGACAGCCCGCAAUGGAUUAAGAGUAUAUGAACUGAUGCCUUCCCCUACGAUAGGUACUUAUGUGAUGUUCCUAAGUCUACACCAACCAGCAGAAUAGAAAUCGUAUGGCAUCAAUCACAUGAGAUAUAACGUUACCAUUCCAAACUCUCUCCCAUCCAUUUCCCCAGUAACUUUCUUCUCAUAGAUCCUGGGUCACAGAGAGAUUAGGAGCCUGAGUAGAUUGAGCUCAGUGGUUCUGAGACUGUCCCCUUGAGGACAAAAAGUAGCAGAACAUGGCAGGUUCUUCAUGAUGCACAUGUGGCUAGUUCCUGUGAAUUACAGGGGUGGACACUAAUAGUUCGAUAUAUGGAAAUUCACAGGGGGUCUUAUUGCGUUAUAAUGGCUUGUGCAGAAAGAUGGAUUUCAUUUCCAGUGUUAUUUGUCCUUUCACCUCCCAACUACUAAAACUCAAUCGCUUCUUCGAAGUAAUUGUGGGGAGUAAUUUACUUAUUACAUGAAUGCUAUAAUUCAGGCGAUAAAGCUCCUUCAUUGUACAAAGAGUGAAACCAAAGCUAUUGUUAAUGGUUGAUCUUAAACUGUCAAAAGUCAGGAAGCUCAAAAGUGAGGUGCAAUACACCGAGGCAGUGGGAUCACACUGGGUGUACACAAUUUGCCCAAAUUCACACCUGAUGGGAGUAGCUGCACCUCCUAUGGAAGUCUCUGCAUCAUACUCAGCCAGGACAUAAACGGUGGUGGCAUUUGGUUAGAAAAUGGGUGUAAUGGGUCAUAUAGCAUAAUUUACACCAAUUUAUGAUUCCGUGAGAAUCUAAACUGUAACUGCAAAGAGGUGGAAGGGAUGCAGCAAGUAAGAUACAGCAGUCCUUCUACUUUGCCUCAGUUGGUAUUUUUUUCCCCUGCUACUUACUCUUUCCGUCUGGAAACCCCUGAAUGCAAAACUAGUACAAGUUACACUACUUGGCCAAUUAUUUACCCCCAUGCUCUGGCCAAUUUCCAGCUGAUGUUUAAUUUCCACCAUUUAGGGAAGGAGUUCUCAAACUUCAUUGCACCAUGACCCUCUUCUGACAACAAAAAUUACUACACAAGGGGGGACCAGAGCUUGAGUCCUGCUGCCCCAGAUGUGGGGGCCAAAGCCCAAGCCCCAUGACCCAGGGUGGGGGGGGGGAGGGUCAAAGCCGAGGCAAGGGGCUUGUAACCUGAGCCCUGCCACCCAGGGCUGACACUCUCGGGCUUUAGCUUCCAUCCUAGGCCAUGCGGCUCAGGCUUUGGCCCGGGGUGAUGGGGCUCAGACUUCAGCUUCGGCCCUGGGCCCCAGCAAGUCUAAGACAGCCCUCAGAACCCCAUUAAAACAGGGUUGUGACCCACUUUGGGGUUCUGACUCCCAAUUUGAGAAUCGUGGAUUUAGGGUGAGCUUCCCAGCCCAGGUAGACAGACACACACUAGCUAAAGUUGAGGUAGCUCGCUAACAAUGAGCACUGAGGAUGUUGUGGCACAAACAGGGCCAUGGGUUAGCCACUGAGCCACCUACCACCACCCCACCCCCGGCAGAUUCCCUAAACAGGUGACUAGCCUGUGUCAUAAUGUCCACACUGCUAUUUUCAGCACAGUAGCUUGAGCAGAGGUAGCUUAUGUCUGUCUGCCUGGGCAGGCAGGCAUGGGUCCCAGCUGCCGUGAAGACAUACCCUUAGUGACUGUGUUUUAUUCCUCAUGUGUUAUGUCCUGGCACCUUAGAAAGAAAAGAAUGGAUUUUAAACUAAUCAUUAUGUGACGAGCCAUUUCACCCUGGCUACUGGCGGCAUAUCCAGCACAUAGUGAACUUUAGUCAACUUAAAAUUGGUGAACUUUAGUCAAAUUGAUUUACAGAGGAUGUUAAUGGUCACUGUAAAAGAUUUUGUUAUAGAUUACAAUGGCUCCUAGGCUGCCAUAGUGACCUGUCUUUUAGUUACUUUAUUAUUGGUUUAACGCUAAAAGGAUUUUGGACAUGGUAAAAUAUAACGCUGUUAGGAUAUGUCUACACUGCAAAAAGAAACUGGCAGCACAGAGCCCGGUCCGUUGGCUGCGACUCAGGCUGUGGGACUAAAAA